AUAUGAAACGCGCAAAUGUUAUCUCUUAUUCCGAGGAGGGAAUUCCUGUUGCACCAAGUGAGUUGUAAUUCCCCGCGACCCAAAACGAAUUCACGCAGCAUCAACUCGGAGCAUAAUAUAAAAGCCGCUCUGCUCCGAACUCAUCAGUCAAACCGAAUCCAACCAGUCAUCAGUACAAACAUGUUGAAGCUGUCCAUCUUCUUGUUCGCAUUGGCGACACUCAGCCACGCUUACGUGACUGACUACUAUCCGGAAUCCUUCUACUCACGAAACGGUGGUGAACAGGUGAUCUUCAGGCAUCGCAGAUCCUUUGCACCUGGUGCACCUUCGUUCCCGUUCCCCAAGACUCCAACCCACACGGAAGUCAAUCCGCAUAUAAAGCACGGAGCCGACGGUACAACCAAUGCAGGUGCAUCCAUCCAUCACGUAACCAAGGAUUACGAGGUCCAUGGGAAAUGGAGCAAAAACGUCGAUGGUCCUGGAAAAUCUAAAGCAGCUUGGGGCGUCAGCGGCAUCUACCGUUUGUAAAUGCACUAUCUCGUCAUCUUCCAAGGCUGUAUUGUUUAAAAAUGCAUUAAAUUAUGUAAAAUAAAUCGAGCGAGUUAAUCAGUU
Messenger RNA from Nicrophorus vespilloides, 612 nucleotides. Its product is annotated as holotricin-2-like. The coding region runs from base 16 to 528 and encodes 170 amino acids. Gene Ontology annotation, biological process: defense response to bacterium. Gene Ontology annotation, cellular component: extracellular region. The transcript is spliced from 2 exons. NCBI's taxonomy places the organism in Eukaryota, Metazoa, Arthropoda, Insecta, Coleoptera, Silphidae. The record is from RefSeq and is a predicted model, not a curated record.